AUGGCUAAUCAGGAGCUGAGGCAGCAUUGCAAGCAGUAUGCAGACGCCGACGGCGUGCCGUGGCGCCUUGCGCAGCAGCUGUGCGAGCGCUCCAGGCGCGCGGGGUCGUGUCGCCCCGCCGCUUGGCUGCACGAAAGCGCCGCUGGCCCCGGCGCCGCCCUGCGCCUGCCCGGCCCCGCGCCGCGCCGUCGCCCCGAGGCCCUGGCCAAGCGGCUAGAGGCGCUGCAGGCGCGGCUGGAUGAGAAGAAGUACGCAGAGAUGGUCGCUGACGUCACCGCCGAGGAGCGGCGGCUGGCGGAGCUUUCCAGCGAAAUGUUUCCGACCACCCGGCUGCAGCUGUCCUUUGGGCUUCACGUCCUCGUGACCAUGGGGACGCUCUUUGCCCUGGGGUUUUACGGGCUGCGCUACAGCACGGGCAGCGACACAUGGGUGGGCGGCAGGGCGGAGGCGGCGGCGAGGCGCAGAGGCCCCGGGGCGAGGGCGUGGGGCGGCAGCGCGUGGCCGGGGCGAGGGCACAGGGGCCAGGGUGGGCCUGGCGAUGGCGAUUAG
Messenger RNA from Monoraphidium neglectum, 549 nucleotides. RefSeq lists its product as hypothetical. Bases 1 to 549 code for a protein of 182 amino acids. Gene Ontology annotation, cellular component: endomembrane system. The transcript is spliced from 2 exons. Gene Ontology annotation, biological process: vacuolar proton-transporting V-type ATPase complex assembly. Lineage: Eukaryota; Viridiplantae; Chlorophyta; Chlorophyceae; Sphaeropleales; Selenastraceae. The record is from RefSeq and is a predicted model, not a curated record.